CAUCCUGCUGACUCCUGAUUGUUCAGUGUACUCCCAGCCUCCCCACGGUGCUGGUCUCCACUUCAAUCUCAGCAGACAUGUCCAACCUCCAGGUGCUGUGCUCCGGCCUGCCCUUGCAGCCCCUCCCACAGAACCGGGGACGCCUGGCUGGGGUGCCUCAUGCCCCUGUCAGGAUCCCCGGCCUCAGCCCUGCAGAGGAGCAGUUGGCACUGAAGAAUGCCCUUCGCUACUUCCCACCUGAUGUCCAGAAACUACUGGCCCCUGAGUUUGCCCAGGAGCUGCAACUCUAUGGGCACAUCUACAUGUACCGGUUCUGUCCCAGUAUUGAAAUGAGGGCCUACCCAAUCGAGCAGUACCCUUGCCGGACAAAAGCUGCUGCAGCCAUCAUGCACAUGAUCAUGAACAACCUGGAUCCUGCCGUAGCCCAGUUUCCCCAGGAGCUGGUGACCUAUGGAGGAAAUGGACAGGUCUUCAGCAACUGGGCUCAGUUCUGGCUGACCAUGUGCUACUUGUCGAAGAUGACUGAGGAGCAGACUCUGGUCAUGUACAGUGGACAUCCACUGGGCCUCUUCCCCAGCACCGCUGGUGCUCCACGGCUGGUCAUCACCAACGGGAUGGUCAUUCCCAACUAUUCCUCCAGGACAGAGUAUGAAAAGCUCUUUGCCUUGGGAGUUACCAUGUAUGGCCAGAUGACAGCAGGCAGCUACUGCUACAUUGGUCCCCAGGGAAUCGUCCAUGGCACAGUGCUCACUGUGCUGAAUGCUGCACGUCGGUACCUGGGCGUCGAGGAUUUGGCUGGGAAAGUCUUCGUCACCUCUGGGCUUGGUGGGAUGAGCGGGGCUCAAGCCAAGGCUGCAGUCAUUGUGGGGUGCAUUGGCGUGAUAGCAGAGGUUGAUAAAGCAGCUCUUGUAAAACGCCACCAGCAAGGCUGGCUGAUGGAAGUGACUGGAAGCUUGGACCACUGCAUUGAGAGACUCAGGGAAGCAAGGAAGAAGAAGGAGGUACUCAGUCUUGGUUACCACGGCAAUGUAGUGGACCUUUGGGAGCGCCUCGUCCAUGAAUUGGACACCACAGCAGAGCUCUUAGUAGACCUCGGGUCAGACCAGACAUCCUGCCAUAACCCAUUUAAUGGUGGCUACUACCCUGUGCAGCUCAGCUUCACUGAGGCCCAGCACCUCAUGGCUUCCAACCCACCUGCUUUCAAGGACCUAGUGCAAGAAAGCUUAAGAAGACACAUCUCAGCUAUCAACAGACUGGCCAAAGAAAAGUUCUUCUUUUGGGACUAUGGCAAUGCCUUCCUUUUGGAGGCACACAGAGCAGGAGCAGAUGUAGCAAAGAAGGGUGCCAGAAAGACAGAAUUCCGUUACCCCUCAUAUGUCCAACACAUUAUGGGGGACAUAUUCUCCCAGGGAUUUGGGCCUUUCCGCUGGGUAUGCACAUCGAGGGACCCCCAGGACUUGGCUGUCACAGACCAACUGGCCACAUCUGUGCUGGAGAAGGCCAUUGCUGAUGGAGUGAAGGCAUCUGUGAAACUGCAGUAUAUGGACAACAUCCGCUGGAUCCGAGAAACUGCCAAGCAUCAACUGGUUGUGGGGUCCCAGGCAAGGAUCCUGUACUCAGACCAGAAGGGCCGUGUGGCCAUUGCUGUGGCCAUUAACCAAGCCAUCGCCAGUGGAAAUAUUAAGGCCCCAGUGGUUCUGAGCAGAGACCACCAUGACGUGAGUGGCACUGACAGCCCUUUCAGAGAGACCUCCAACAUAUAUGAUGGUUCUGCCUUCUGUGCAGACAUGGCUGUCCAGAACUUCGUGGGAGAUGCCUGCCGUGGAGCCACAUGGGUUGCACUUCAUAACGGAGGGGGCGUGGGAUGGGGUGAGGUGAUCAACGGGGGAUUUGGUCUCAUGCUGGACGGAUCCCCAGAGGCCGAGCACAAAGCCAGGAUGAUGCUCAGCUGGGACGUGUCCAAUGGCGUGACCCGGCGCUGCUGGUCUGGGAACCCAAAGGCCUAUGAGAUCAUCUGUCAGACGAUGCAGGAGAACAGCGGCUUAGUGGUAACACUUCCCCACGACGUGACAGAUGAGUGCAUGCUCCAGCAAGCCCUGCAAUCCUGAGAGGAAUCUAGGAGCCAGCUGCAGUCCUCUUUGCCUCCCUUCCUCCCUUGGCAGUCCUCACCCUCCUCACCUCAGCACACCUUCUCCUAUACACUACACUUCUGGGCUUCAUGCUCAAGCCUUUAUAUGGCCCUCACAGCACUCUAGAUGGAUCCCAUUUUACAGGCAAACCCCAGAGAAAUGAUGCCACUUGUCCAUGACCAUAUUGCUUGACUAGGAUUAGGCAGGGUAGGGCACAUCUUGUGCAGGCCAAGUCCUCAAGCUUCCUACAGGGCAGACACCAGCUGCAGGGUGACUGCCGUGAAUUGUCCAACCUGAGCUCCCACCAGGUCUUUCCUAAGCCUCCCUGAGUUUUCUUUGGAUUUUAUCACAUCACUCUGCCUCCUAUCUCCUGCCUGACCAGCUGUCUGUUCCUCAGCACCCCAGGCUUGGGGAUAAAAAGGAGAAGCCUAGGAUGGAAAAUAAAUAAGAAAUAAAAGAAAAGAAUAAAGAAUGAAUGCCUUUCAUCCUGGCAGGGUGGAAAUGGGCUGGUGGAAGUGAGAAGCUUGCUGUGCCCCAGUAAAGGGAUCAUUUGCUAGGGAAGUAAGGGGAGAGGAGGGCACUCCUUCUGGCCAGCACAGCAUGAAUUGCUCUGCAGCAGCCCCGAUUGGGUUCCUUCAGGAACCACUUUAGUCCCUGACGCUAGAGCCUUGCACACCUCCCUCAAACCCAAAUCCUAGCCAUAGCUGAACCCAGAGCCUCCACCCCCCUACCUUGGAGAUCAGGUCCAAGGUAAAGACCCAGGCAAAGGGGAUUAUAUAGCCAUAC
Fukomys damarensis (Damara mole-rat) is the source of this 2915-nucleotide messenger RNA. It is a transcript of the gene Uroc1, whose product is annotated as urocanate hydratase 1. Bases 78 to 2108 code for a protein of 676 amino acids. The record is from RefSeq and is a predicted model, not a curated record. Gene Ontology annotation, molecular function: urocanate hydratase activity. Gene Ontology annotation, biological process: L-histidine catabolic process. The transcript has 20 exons. Lineage: Eukaryota; Metazoa; Chordata; Mammalia; Rodentia; Bathyergidae.